AACAACCGUGUCUCCUGUCAGGACGGUCCAUGAAUGAAAACACUUCUUUCUUUUUUUUUUUAGCCUGCGAGCUAACAGCAGCAUGUCAGCUGUUUAGCUUUGCAUUAGCUCGCUUCGCUUUGCUCGGCUGGUUAAAGACAGUCCUCCAUGUGCCGGAGGUGCAUGCAUUAAAACAUCCAGUACGUGUGCUAACAUAGCAAGCCUGCAGCAGCUGGAUUUCAUCUCUGCACAUGCAUCUGCUGGAGGGGACCCUGCUGCUGUUUGCAGGGUUGUGCAUCAGCAAACAGGAUUUUUGAGUGUUUGCAAACUUUAAAAAGAAAAGGGCCUGUCACUGCUCACAGUGUGUGUGCAUGCAUGUGCAAACAUUAGCUGUCCCCAGUUGGUCCUACCAGUCAGCUCCACGUUGUCUGACUGCAGGGAGGGAGGGAGGGAGGAGGGAGGAGGGGGUUAAAAAAAAAAAAGAAGAAGAAUAGAGUUUCAGCUGGUACACUUUGUGAGAGGAGCAACAGUUCCCUCCCUUCUCUCUUAAACUCCUUCCUCCCUUCCCUUUCCUCCCUCCUGUUCACUAUCAUCUCAUCUUGUCUGCAAAAGCUUUAACUUGCAGCAGUAUUGAAAGAGACAGAGACAGAGAGAGGGCAUGACAGAUCUGUAGGGCUGCUCCGAGUUCAGGAUAAUGGAUGAAGGAUAAUAUACAAGGAGUCACAUCCCCUCGACCCGACGUGACCCCGGCUUUCCCCUUAUUCCACUUUCAUCUGCACUUUUGCAAUCUCCUCCUUUUUUGCUGAACUUCUGCGAGUCCUGACUCAGCUCUACGCGCCGUCUCUAUGGGAUUUCAUGGACUGCACGUAUUCCACCGUAGGAUCAUGUAAAUUCAUUUUAAAUCAGACAAUCCUCCUCCUGACCAAAAGACAGGAUGAGUCUUGAAUUUGAAACGAUUACCAUGUGACCAGAUAUCGGAUUCCUACCCAUCGUUGUUGCCACUUUGGUCUGUAGGAUUCUCACUCUGGUCCCCGUCACUUGUUCCCUGCCUGCAGCCUUUUCCACUACUCCAUCCCUUAUCUAGUGUCAUUGGGCCAUGGUUCGCAAGAAAGGUUCUCUUAUACUAUGCGGUGCUUUCCUGUUUGUCGCCUGGAACGCUUUGCUUCUACUUUAUCUUUGGGGUCGCCCUCCGAUCGGCCGCCUCGGAGAAGGUGGUGGCGCCGAACCCGGAGGAAAGGAGGAAUGGGGCGUGGGCAAAGGGAAAGGUGGUCGCAUCAACCUGGCCGGGGAGGUGAUCCGGCUGGCGGAGGAGGUCGAAGUUCAACUCGAGACACAGAAGAAGCUACUGAAGCAGAUUGAAAGUAACAGGGCGGUGUGGGCUCGGCAGAAAGACAUCGGAAAAAGAGAAACAGAUGAUACAAAAGAUGUCAAAGAACAGGGCGUCCACCAGCCGCAGAAACCUCCACUUCUCAAAGUGGAGGGGAACGACAGGGACCAAACUGAACUAAAACAAACAGAGAAACCUGUUCCUACAGUAGCUUCAGACUCAAAGUUAGAACAGCAACAGGCCGUCGAAAAGAACGAAGAGAUCGUCGAGAACAAUGAAGUGGCGACUUCGGUCUCCAGCCCAGAAGUCGUCAUCCCCAUUCUCGUUAUCGCUUGCGACAGAGUGACGGUAAAACGGAGCCUCGACAGACUGAUACAGUACCGCCCUUCCCCAGAACUAUAUCCAAUCAUCGUCAGUCAGGACUGCGGCCACGGCGAGACGGCUCGUAUGAUUGGCUCAUACGGAGAUCAAGUGACGCAUAUAAAGCAACCGGACCUCGGGGACAUCAGAGUCCGACCAGAGCACAGAAAAUUCCAGGGCUACUACAAAAUCGCCCGACAUUACCGCUGGGCGCUCAACCAAGUGUUCAACACGUUCUCGCACUCUACUGUGGUCAUAGUGGAGGACGACCUGGAGGUUGCACCCGACUUCUUCGAGUAUUUCCGAGCCUUGUACCCGAUCUUGAGCUCCGACCCCAGCCUGUGGUGCGUCUCCGCUUGGAACGACAACGGCAGAGACGCCUUGGUGGAUCCAUCCAAAGCCGAGCUCCUCUACAGAACAGACUUCUUCCCCGGUCUGGGCUGGAUGCUGCUGAAGGACAUGUGGGACGAACUGGAACCCAAAUGGCCCUCUGCCUUCUGGGACGACUGGAUGCGUCAACCGGAGCAGCGCAAGGGCCGUUCCUGCAUUCGUCCGGAAAUCUCCCGGACUAUCACCUUUGGCCGGAAAGGCGUCAGUUUAGGUCAAUUCUUUGACCAGUACCUUCGCUAUAUUAAGCUAAACACUGAAUUUGUGCCUUUUACCAAACAGGAUUUGUCUUAUUUGCUUAAAGAGAAGUAUGAAGAAAAGUUUAUCAAAGAGGUUUACAGCGCCCAACUGGUAAAGAUUGAGGACCUCCAACAAGGGGGCAGCUUAAAAGGCCCUGGACCUUUCAGGGUUCAGUACUCAAGUCGGGACAGUUUUAAAGUCUUCGCCCGAAAUCUGGGGGUGAUGGAUGACUUGAAAUCUGGAGUUCCUCGUACAGGUUACCGAGGAGUUGUCAGCUUCUUGUAUCGAGGUCGAAGGGUGUUCUUGGCUCCACCAGAGGGCUGGACGCAGUACGACAUCAGCUGGAGCUGAGCGACUGAUCCAGACUGUACAAUGUGAACGGUGUUGAAGAGGGGAGGAACACCCUCUCAGACCAAAGAAUAUCUGCUAAGACGCAGUGGUUCAUGAAGGAAUUAAAGCGGCACAGAUCAGGCUGCAAAUCAGCGGAGCUGGAAGAUCGAGGCCUGUUUGUUUAGGGAAGCUUCUAGGGUAUAGGGUGCUCAUUCAGGAUCAGCAAGUUCGACGGCCACACAGACUUCACGGAGUCAAAACUUUUGGGGAAAGGGAAAUUCCACCCUUAAAACAC
Molecule: messenger RNA, 2918 nt
Organism: Larimichthys crocea (large yellow croaker)
Lineage: Eukaryota; Metazoa; Chordata; Actinopteri; Sciaenidae
Gene: mgat1b
Product: alpha-1,3-mannosyl-glycoprotein 2-beta-N-acetylglucosaminyltransferase b
Exons: 3
Coding region: 1076-2644 (522 amino acids)
Biological process (GO): protein N-linked glycosylation
Cellular component (GO): Golgi apparatus
Molecular function (GO): alpha-1,3-mannosylglycoprotein 2-beta-N-acetylglucosaminyltransferase activity
Source: RefSeq, a predicted model, not a curated record